This is a messenger RNA of Scleropages formosus (Asian bonytongue), 1615 nucleotides long. RefSeq lists its product as uncharacterized. The transcript has 11 exons. The record is from RefSeq and is a predicted model, not a curated record. The coding region runs from base 120 to 1187 and encodes 355 amino acids. Lineage: Eukaryota; Metazoa; Chordata; Actinopteri; Osteoglossiformes; Osteoglossidae.
GUAAUCAGAACAAACACUGAGGGACUGCUCCCUUUGCCAUUGACCGCUCUGCGCCAGAAGCCACGCAGACCCGUUUCAGGUGCACCCAGUUCCUCUCCUUCUCCACCACUCCUGCUGCCAUGGCUGUCCCGUGCACCGCUGCCGCCGUCCUCAGCCUGCUCUCGCUGACCGCAGCUGCCCCGUCCGGCUGCGAGGACGCGCUCACGCCCCUGGAGACGGUCAACCAAUCUCAGAUUUUCGGGAAGUGGUUUCUUCAUGCAGUCAGUUCAAACAACAAGGAAUUUCAGUCCCUUGCUGGGGGUCUGAAAAGCUUCUGGAUGGAGCUGCAGCCGGGCCCUGAAAAUCACACGACCCUCCUGAAGACCGCGACUCAGGGAAACGAGUCCUGUGAUAUUUCCACGUCCACCAUCACCAGCACCACACUCUUCGGUUUCAAAAUUGGCCACGAUAUGAAGCUGCAGCUUACCCGUCCUACCUGCCUGUUUAUCCUGACCAACCACACUGUGGCUGAAAAACCUGUCAUCUUACUAUACAUCUACGGAAGAACGCAGAAGCUGGGCCACUCGCACAUGGACACGUUCAGGAGGCGUACGGACUGUCUGGGCCUCGAAUUCUCUCUGACCCUGGACCCCGAGAAAGAUGUGUGUCCUGAAAAGGAGGACAAGGUGCCCACAUCUCCACCUGCCUGCGAGGAUCUGUUUGCUGUGCUGCACUCAGUGGACCGUGCGCAGAUAUUUGGGAAAUGGUUCCUGAUUGGUGCAGCGAGCAACUACUCGUCCACCUCGCAGAACUAUACAUCGUCUCAGGCAAACGUAGACAGCAUCUGGAUAAAGCUGUCGCCGACCUCUCACAAUGACACCAUCCUCCUCGAAUACGGGAGCAGGCAGCAUGGGUCCUGUUGGACAUUCUCUCAGAAGCAUAAAAUCACCAGCCACAUUAUCGCAUACGGCCCCGUCACAGCGAUGGAGCUGCUCAGCUGCCCCAACUGCCUGCUCCUCAGGGUCAAACACAGCACGGAGGAGCAGACGGUCCAGCAUCUGCAGAUAUGGGGAAGAACCAGGACCCUGCCUGAUUCUGUCAUGGACACGUUCAGGAGACAAGUGAACUGCCUGGACCUGGGACUCCAAGAGUUCAUGGACCCCGAGAAAGAUGUGUGUCCCGAAAAGGAGAUCUCCUCAACCAAAUAAGACCUCAACACACACCAGCAGUCCAAGAGCGACUGAUGAUGUAUCUUGAAAACGCAUGUCAGUUAUACAAGAGUGAACCAGUAGUGUUAGUGUUAACAGGUUAAAACAGUACCCCACUUCUCAGCUGCUAAUGCCGGAGGUAAGCAAAGGUGCGCAGUCCAGAAAAAAGGACAUUUUACUCAUUUACUCAGCUGGGUAAUUUUUACUGUAUCUGUUCAGGGUAAGUACCUUGACUGACCGAUUUCAAAAAAAGAGUACUCCUGUGUGACAUUCUUACUGACCAUUACUCCUUGUGUCAUUAGCACAUUAACUGAAAUUUAACGUGUUCAUUAAUCAAUUCAAACUGAAAUUUAUUAAUUAAAUACAUUUGUAAAUGUUCUACGACCCAUUAUAACAGUCACCGGUGACACUAAAGCACCUUUCAUUCG